AGCCCAAUCUUCCAUUUCGUCUUGAGCAGCCGAUCAGCUGUCGGCUCUAUUCAUCUUCCACGGCGGCCGAAGCAGCAGCAUAACAACUCGCAAAAGGGGAAUGCUGGGACGAAGGCUCCUCUCUCUCCUGAAGACAAGGACCCCAUCAACCUCAUCUUCAUCACAGGCCUCCGCCACUGCGAGCAGUUUGGUAGAGGAAGAGAGUGGAAGAUCAAGCGGCAAAAGAUGGGGCAGGAGGGCUGUGUCGGGGGCAUUGAUAUGCUUAACUGGAGGUGUUGCUUUGAGCGCUCUUGAUGAUCUUGCUAUUUAUCAUAGUUGUAGCAGCAAGGCCAUGGAGAAAGCUAGUAAGAGCCAAGCAAUUAUUGAUGCCAUUGGAGAGCCCAUAGUAAGAGGUCCUUGGUAUAAUGCCUCGCUUGCAGUAGCUCAUAAGAGGCAUUCUGUUUCGUGCACAUUUCCUGUUUCUGGACCACAAGGCACUGGAAUCCUACAGUUGAAGGCUGUUCGUAAUGGAGAUGACAGCUGGUUUUCAUUUUUGCGACCUCGUGACUGGGAGAUACUACUUAUGGAAGCUCUCCUCCAUGUACCUGGUAACGAUGAGAAGCAGCAAACAUUUCGUAUUAGCGUAUCAGAUUACUUACCACCUCCACCUUCUCCUGUUCCUGCCUGCAAGGCAUGCACUGUCUCACCUCAACAACCAGAGAGUUUAGAUAAGAGUUGAUUGUUAGGCUAGAUUAGUUUUCAAAGUUUUUGCUUCCUCUUCUUCAAUUUUUUUUUUUUUUUGUUGUUUACUUAUUACGCCCAAUUGCAUACAAAAUUUUGGUAUUGCCAACAUUGUAGUCGACUAUAAUGGAGAAAGAUAAUAAAGGUUGGCGGAGUCUAUAUCAUCCCAAAGUUGUGGAAUUUGAGUUAGGCUCUGUGCUACUUUA
Messenger RNA from Coffea eugenioides, 926 nucleotides. RefSeq lists its product as uncharacterized. The record is from RefSeq and is a predicted model, not a curated record. The transcript is spliced from 4 exons. NCBI's taxonomy places the organism in Eukaryota, Viridiplantae, Streptophyta, Magnoliopsida, Gentianales, Rubiaceae. The coding region runs from base 101 to 718 and encodes 205 amino acids.